Messenger RNA from Ornithodoros turicata, 2799 nucleotides. RefSeq lists its product as uncharacterized. The record is from RefSeq and is a predicted model, not a curated record. The coding region runs from base 123 to 1184 and encodes 353 amino acids. The transcript is spliced from 5 exons. Gene Ontology annotation, molecular function: sequence-specific DNA binding. Lineage: Eukaryota; Metazoa; Arthropoda; Arachnida; Ixodida; Argasidae.
CAGUGUGUAACGCCGCCGCGGCUUUUGCGUUUGACGGUUUUGGUUUCAUCAAUUCUCGCUUGUUUUUCGCUGUUCCAUUAAGUUCCUCAACAGUUGCCACGGCUGCGAUACGUGAUGUUGGAAUGGCACCCAAGAGAUGUGUCGUCCAGGGAUGCAAGAGCACGUCCGGAUCUGGUCAUUCGCUUCACAAGUUUCCCAAGGACCCGAAACUUCGCCAGGCAUGGGCCGACGCUGUGUGCGAUAUGGGAUUCGUCCCUCAGGACUACAGUCUCAUAUGCUCGCGUCAUUUUCCGCCAGAAUCUUACACUCGCCUCCACGCAUUGUCCGUCAACUGUCCCCUUCCCUAUCAGCGGAGGAAGCUAAAGUGUGAUGCAGUUCCCGUACGUAGACCUCAGGUGUCGUACGAGGUCCUCGCCGCAAAACGCGCACGGGAAGUGGUUUCGGAGGUGCUGGACGACGAGGAAGUUCUUCAACAUCCCCCUAGUGGUGGUGGAACUCGUGGGGCACCAGUUAGUGCAAAGCUCUCUGAGAACGAGGAUUUUCAGCAACCGUACGACAGCAGUUCCUCGUCAUUAUCUUGUCUCCCAAUUCAGUUUCUUCAGCUUGAAGAUUCUGGGCUGCUGCAAGGCGAUAAGCCAGUAACCGUAGUGGCUGAACAUUUUGGACUGCAUCCGUGUGACGUGCCUGCAGCAUCGACGCCCUCUGUCCCCGAAUGCUCAAAGCCGCAGCUGAAUGAAGAUUCGGUGGUGCCAGUGACCCCACUAGUGGAACAUGUCCCAGAACUAGUGCUCAGUGAUGGCGAGGAAGCUCUAACCGUUAUUGUCAGAUCACCCAUAGCAGUUGUACGAUCCAUCGGCACGCAAACAAACAACGCCACUCCAGCUGAGAUGAACGAUCCCUACUGUCUGCGUCUGUCCGCUGCGUUGCAUGGUGGGUCUACGACAAAUAGCAGCCACUGCUUAUCUGCAUCAGAUGCACAGAAUACAGACACAUCAUUGGGCUCUCUCAGCAUCAAGCAGGAGCCCAUAGACCCAACAACAGUAACAGUGGACACUGUUCGCAUCACACUAGAUGCUGAAGUCGGCAGCACUCACCUUUCAUUACAAGAUACAACCCAGAUUGGCACUGUGGCUCACGUCAAAGACGACCCUGGGGACUCAUGUGACUUGUCAUCGCCGUCUUGACAGUGACUCCCACGCCAAGUGAACCGUUGCUUGUUCAACAUUCCUUUUGUGCCACAACUUUGCCACCAACGUCAGUGAUGACACCGAAAGACGAAAUUCAAGUUCACGUUCAUGGACGGCACGUACUUGUAUGGAGAAGGCACCAGGAGAGGGCACUAAAAAGGAGGCAAUCUUAAUGUUGUAGCAUGCAGGUAAAAUGCUGUGUCAAAUAUUCAUGUGCAUUUAUCACCAUGCUGCAUCCAGAUACUUCGGGGAGGCCACACAAAUUUGAACUCAGUCUUGCUGUACAUGCUCAAGUCAACACUUCCAGUGGCAUCAUGUAUGUUACCUUUGCGACAAUGUUACCUCUACCAUGAUGCAUUCAUCGAUCACUGUGUAGUGUAUACCGUAAGGACAUAUUAAACGCAGCUACUUUGUGUUCAUGAAUGGUGAACUGUAUUAUAAAUGUGAGCUCUGGAGACCACACUCAAAUUUGCGGAUCUCCCUUAGAGGCUGCUGGCACCAGUCACUUGGAAUCUGCUGCAAACAUACAGCUGAAAGCAUACUUAACAAUAAUGCAGUUUCAUUGGCCAGAGCUGGAGCACAGCCACCGUAUCGGCACUCGGGGAAAGGUUAAGGGAGAAUAGAUCCGGACCAAUGCAGGUCUUGAUAAAGGUGAUUCCGUUGCAAACCAGAUGCACCGGCUCAGAACAAUGUGUGCCGGUGCAUAGCAUUGCUCCCGAGUCAGUGUCAAGUCGCAGGGCAUCAACAUUGCUUGCUCGCAGUAUCGGCUAGCAUUCAACCUCUGCUCUGCAAAUAUAUCACUGUCUUAAUUUAUGACCAUCAGAUAAUUCUGCCAAUCUGCAAUUACAAUGCAGCACUCUACCUGAAAGCCUUCACUGUCUACGAUGCUGAAUGGCAGCUUACCCCUGGCAUUCCAGAGCACUAAGCCUUGGGCAAGGAUUUGCUUCGGUAGUGCUAAAUCUGCCCUAAUUAAUCUUUAUUGGAACACCUUCCAAAAAUGUUUCCAGGUUAACUGCUUUUCUCUGGUUGUGGCCACAACCCCUAAAAGUGGCCUGCUGGUUCAACAGUGCAAAGCAUCGCGUCAGAACCAUCGCCGAAGCAGUAUUUCCAAUUAACUUAACAGCAGUCGACCGCACGUACGGUACUGAGUUUCGUGUUUUGAAAGUGUUUUUCUGUAAUACAGUUGGUAGUAGAGCAGUGUGUGUUUUUCUGCUAGUCUGCUGGUUUUUUGCACUAGUUCUUGUAGCAUUUCCAACUAGUAAAGGUCCCCUUUUGUGACAGCUUAGCAUCACAAGUAACAGUUACAGUACAGUUGCAGACGUUUUCACAGUAGAGAGUGGUAGACAUGCCAGUUGUUUUACAAAUAUGGCAAGCUAGUGGAAAUCAUGACAAGAGUGUUCCAUGCUCUAAUACUGGCCAAAGAACUACAGAAUGAUGUGUGAGCACCACAACAGCUGUUCUGCUGAUCCAGCUCUUGGAACUGUCAGUCAAUUGCAAGGAAACUCCAUGGAGAUUGAAGGGGGCCUUCUGCCUCAGAGCUGGAAGCUUUGUGUACGGGUCGUGGUUCUUGAUUGAAUGUCUUCGUUUCUGAUUAAACGUCCUUGUUUUCUUA